This is a messenger RNA of Paramormyrops kingsleyae, 1753 nucleotides long. Lineage: Eukaryota; Metazoa; Chordata; Actinopteri; Osteoglossiformes; Mormyridae. The record is from RefSeq and is a predicted model, not a curated record.
UCCGUUUUCAAGUGCCGUGAACUCAUUUGCCCUUUUUCACCAACACAGUGCUGUUUACAGCUGACACAGUUUCCAUUUUACAUACGGACUUUUCCCCGGCGUGAUACAUUGGCUUUCUGAAUCGGUGGUGUGAGCCCUGAAUGGUCUGCUGGUGGUCUCGCUUGGAAGAGGCGUCCCGUGACCGCUGAAGGUGUGACAACCUCCAUCCAGCAAAGCGUUGGGCAUGCCUCAGCCGGGCAUGAACGGGAUGGAACCGAUAUUUGGCGAGGCAUAUGGGAACCACCGGUGCCUCCUCACGCCGUACCCCUUAGCGGGGUCUCCGCUGGGGGGCAGGACCGACUGCGACCAGAAUGUGGUCCUGAUGCUGGGGUCCCCGGCAGCACCCCGCAAACGAGCCUUCGAGCUGCUGAGCGACCUGGUGGACGACGGCUUCGGUGAAGACCUGCACCACGAACGCUGGGACAUUUCUGCGCUGGAUGAUAUCACGCGCUACACCAAAGGCAGCCUGGAGGGGGAGCUGGCAAGCUCGGAGGUGAUGCUGAUCGGCAAGUGGGGCAGUAGGGAGGAAUCCAUGGAGAAGCAGGCGGGGUCCGGGUUGGGCACUCGGGUCCGGGAUGAGCCUGAUCCAACCCCAGAGCCCAGCCUCUCCAAGUCGCCCGCAUCUGACAGGCAGGAGAGUACUUUGACACUAGAGGGUACAGCUGCAGAGGCAGUGGAGGAAGAGGAAGAAGGGGAAGAGGAAGAUGCCCAGGGCCAGGCGGUUACUGAAGCCACUCCAGUGGAAGUGUUUCAGCAGCCAGAGGCCGCGGCCUCACUGUCUCCCAGUGCCCUGGAGCUCCGCAGUGAGGAGCACAACUACUCACUGCAGGCCGAUCAGGGCUCCGGAUCCAGCCAGGGCUCUGACAGCGAGACGGCAGACACUGAGGAUGAGGAAGGGGAGGAGGAAGAGGAGGAAGAGGAACGAACAGCAGAGCCUGGCGACCAGAGCUCCUCUGGAACGGAAUGUGACGGCCACGCGGGUGAGAGGCCGGCCAAGCGCAGGUGCUUCUGGGAGUACAGCCACGGGCGCGACUUGGGGAGCAAGAGGGUCGGGGUGAGGUGGCCGCUGUCCUGGAGCUCCAGCACCCUGCCCAGCACCUUGUACCGGAGAGACGGGACGUCCGGCAACGGCAAGAAAGGGCGCCGCAAGGCCCGUAAGACGGACGCCAGCGACCUGACCCCCAACCCGCAGAAGCUGUGCAGCAUCGGCGAGCAGCUACAGAAGCUGAACGUGGCCAUAGACGGCAUGGGACCCGUCAAUGAUCUGCCCGUGGUGGCUCGAGCACGCUCCCGCAAGGAGAAGAACAAGCUAGCCUCCAGGGCUUGCCGCCUAAAGAAGAAAGCCCAGCACGAGGCCAACAAGAUCAAGCUAUGGGGACUGAACCAGGAGUACAACAACCUGUUGGGGGCGCUGUUGAGGAUCAAGGAGGUGAUACGGCAGAGGGUGGAGAGCAGCGACGAGUGCGGCGACGUGGGCAUGACGAAGAAGCUGGAGGACAUUCUGAAGGAGUCUGCUGGUCCCCUGGUGGCCGGUCGGACCAGAGAGUUUGUGGAGAGGAUUCUGGAGUGCAGCGCCGGAGGGCAGGUGGACAAGAGACCCCAGGCAGGGACUCAGUCUUGGGUCCGGUUCCGAUUCCGCUCCGAGCCCUGGCGCUUUCAUAAUGCCUUCUGCAAGUGCCUGGAGUUAAAAGCCAUGACGGGCAGGGCCAGGUAA